Molecule: messenger RNA, 2111 nt
Organism: Bradysia coprophila
Lineage: Eukaryota; Metazoa; Arthropoda; Insecta; Diptera; Sciaridae
Product: transmembrane protein 47
Biological process (GO): cell-cell adhesion
Cellular component (GO): cell-cell junction; membrane
Source: RefSeq, a predicted model, not a curated record
CCAGUCAUAUUUCCAUCGCGACAAGUAUCCACUCUGGCUCUUGAAACAAUAUAAUUUCUCUUUUAUGUUUUUCCACCAUUCAGUUUUUCCUUUUCUUGACAUGAAAAUUAUCAUUCGAAUCGAACUAUUCUAGUAAAGAAACAUUAAAAAAAAAGUUUUUUUAUUUCCAUUUUGCCAAAAACAAAACAUUUUUCCAGCAUCAGUUCCAUCGAUAAUCGUGAAAAUGUGUGAAAAUUUCUGUGGAAAUGUGAAUUGUGAGAGAAACACACGAAAGAAGUAAUAGAAGCGCCACCAAAAAUAUAUUUCGUUUCUCAAUGAGUUUCAACCCAGAAACAGACUUAAGAAAUUUUUAGAUAUAUUUCUCUUGUUGUGGGCUUGGGUAUCAGCAGACACUUUGUGCGUUCGCAUUGUUUGUAUGUUUGGUGUGGUUUUUCCUUCCAGAAAGUAAGCAAAAGAAAGGUGAUUGUGUACAAGUGUUGUUCGAACAUAUAUAUCUACAUAUACGCGACGAACGGGGGAAGAAAAUAAUCAAUUUUUAUGUGUUUCGAAAAACAUUAUUAUGGCGCUCGAAUGCUAUUAAAUCGUUGUAAAUCAUUUAUUAUUAAAAAAAAAAUCCCCGAAACAUAUUCCACUUUUCAACAUAUCGGAGAGAGUUUAAUGUGAAUGUGACACAAGUUACCAAUUAAUUUUUGGUUUCGAUGGCUGCCAACCACAUAGCUCAGGUUAUAGCCUUCAUCUGUGGCGUCAUUGUUAUCAUACUAAUGGUGCUGGCUUUAGCUUCCACCGACUGGUUAAUGGCAGCUGGAUUUCGAGAAGGACUGUUCCUUCAUUGUAUCGAAAACGAUGCCAUUCCACCACUUCCAUUUGGUUUAGGCGGGCUACCCGGUUGCUACGCAAGUAGAGAUGUUUUUUAUAUUCAAGCCACAGCCGCAUUGUGUAUUAUAAGUUUAAUAACGGAUGCAAUAGCCACACUUCUGACUGGUCUAGGAUUGCGAUCGCAAAAUCACAAUGUGAAGUAUCGGUUUUAUAGAUAUGCAGUUUUAGUAAUGCUGCUCGCAUUAAUUUCCGUUCUAGUUGCGUUGAUUCUGUACCCCGUUUGCUUUGCAGCCGAACUUAAUUUAGGCAAUCGUCCUACGUGGGAAUUCGGCUGGGCCUACGGCGUCGGCUGGGGUUCAGCAAUAUUCCUAUUCGGUGCUGUUGUGCUCUUGCUGUGCGACAAAGAAUCGGAAGAGAUCUACUACAAAGAACGGAAAAUCGUGCACGACACACAAAUGCGAGCCUAGGCCAGGUCGCACGCCCUGCCAGAUGUCGUUCUCUAGACUAUUUUUUACAAUAAAAAGAAAAAAAUAAACAAAAAAGAAAAACUCAAAACACAAAAUUAUGAAGAAAAAAAAAUCAAAUUAAUUUAAACAAAAAACAAAAACCUCCGUCAAUAUUAACAGAAAUUAAAACCAACAAAAAAUGGAAAAAUACGAAUACAAAAAACCAAAAAAACCAAAUCAGAGAACAACAGAAAGAAACAUUAAUUACAAACAUUCAAUUCUGAACCAAAAUGUAAUGGAAUCGAAACUCAUAUUUUCAAUUCGAAGACUUAUUUUAGGACGUAGUUGCAUUUUUGAUUUUAUAAAUUAAUUUUAUAUUUCUCACCAUACUUAUUGAAAUUAAGAAUUUGAUUUAAAUUAUGUUCUUCAAUCAUAUACACUUUUUAGUAAUUAAAAAUCUUACUAGACAUUUACACUGCUCGCACAAAUGAUUUUUUUUACGUUAUCACUUGAAUUCAGCAACAAUUUUUUUAUGUUUUUGUUCAAAAUUCCCCUCCCUUCCGAUCUAAAUAUUCGAUUGUGAUUCUUUUGAAAUUUAAUUGGCUUAAUGCGACCAAGUGAAAACUAGGCAAUGAUGCCAAAACAUAAAAUAUAAUAUGUCUGCUGUGGACACAUUUGAACGUUAACCUUUACAUUUUAUACAUCACAGAUGAAAUGAAAAGCAGAGCUUUGAAAUAAUUUUGCAUUAUGGUCCCCGCAAUGUUAAGAUUGAUAGCACUUUAUCGAUGAUUUUAACAUUCAAUUUAAUACCAUAACAUAAACAGACAAUUGGAUUCGAUUGACGAAGCA